Cylindrotheca closterium is the source of this 738-nucleotide messenger RNA. The record is from the annotation of a GenBank genome assembly. NCBI's taxonomy places the organism in Eukaryota, Bacillariophyta, Bacillariophyceae, Bacillariales, Bacillariaceae.
AUGACAACAGAUAAGAAGACUGGAAUUGCCUUGCCAGAUCUUGGAGAAAUCGAAAAGGCAAUUCCAAAAGACUGGUCAGAAAUUGAUAAUCCAUUCGAAGAGGACUCCAAGACCAUGUUCGGAAGGUUAGACUCACAACCAGAUUCUGUCUUCUACACCGACCCUCGUUUUGUGGAACAUGUUGAUACCAACGCUGUGCAGAUAUUGACAGACUAUGUUACCAAUGAGGCAGUACAUGACGGCGACUCAUGUCUGGAUCUUUGCUCGUCUUGGACCAGCCAUCUCACGCCUUCGUCCAAAAAGCUAACAAGAUUUGCUGGCUUGGGAAUGAAUUCAAAUGAACUCGAAGCUAAUGGCGCUCUCACAGACUUCAUAGUUCAAGAUUUGAACUCGAAACCAAAACUUCCUUAUGAAGACAACAGCUUUGACACAAUUCUUUGUCAGCUGAGCAUUGACUACCUCGUCGCUCCUCUCCAACUUUUGAAAGAAACCAGUCGGGUGUUGAAACCAGGUGGCAAAGUGCAUAUUCUCUUUUCGAACCGGCUCUUCCUCUCCAAGGCUGUUGGGCUCUGGACAGGAGCAGACGAUGUUGAUCAUGCAUACUAUGUGGGGUGCUAUCUUCAUUUUUCUGGGGGAGACUAUACAGACAUAGCUGCCAGAGAUCUGUCGACAAGGAAUGGCAAGAAAAUGAUAAUUGGUGACCCGGUCUACGUUGUCUCUGCCACUAAGAAAGUUUGA